AUGGAAGAAAAGCCAAAAAAGCGCGGCCGUCAACCGAAGGCCGUAAAGGAAGAAAUUCCACUACAACCGAUUACGGAGAAUCCGAUCAAGCCGGAACUCGAUCUAGCAGUGCCGGUUGAACCACUGAAAGCGAAAGGUGGCAAACGGAAGGUAAAUGCUUCGGAAGCGGUCGUCAAAGAAAAGCCACCGCGAAAGCUAGCAACCGGCAAGAAAGUAAAGGCAACGGCGGAGCAAAGCAAUGGGGUGGAAAAAAAUGUUCCCGUCGAAGAGGAGAAGCCAAUGAUCGUGACAAAGACUGCACCAGCUAAAAAGGGUCGAACGACGCCGAAGAGCGCAGCAGCACCGGUGGAAACAACAAACGGAGCGGUGGCGGCUGUGACUGAAGACGCUGAAAGCAAUGGCUUGCCAGUAGAGACUCCGGCGGUGGAAAAGUCGGAACCGGUAAAGAAGAGUGGACGAUCGGUGAAGAAGGCAGCGGUUGUGGAGCAAUCCGAAGAAAACACUACCAGCAACACAAGCAGCCCGGUGGUCGAAGAAAAGAAAACGAAAGGCAAGAAAACGGUUGCCAAGGAUGCAACUAAGAAGGCAACAAAGGUUGAAAAGGCGGAGCCUGCUGAUUUACCGGAAAAACUGGUGGAAUCUCCAGUGGUGCCUACUAAACGUGGGAAAGCAAAGUCGAAUGCCACGAAGACUGUGGAGCCAGAGGUAUCAGCUAGUCCUCCAAAACCAAAAGGUCGUGGAAGAGGCAAAGAUAAAAUGGAUGAAACGACUGCUGCCAAAGAAACGGUAGAGGAGGAAAAAUCUCAGUCCAAGGCUGAACUUAUCACGGCUACUAAGCCGAAUGCCAGAGGCCGGAAGAAGGUUGCCUCUGUCGAGGAGAUCACUCCAGAAGUGACCACCUCCACAUCCGAAGCAAAGGCUGUAGAACCACAGCCAAAGCGCGGCAGAACUCGAAAGGCGAUUGUACCGAGCAAGGCUGAUGGAGAAGCAGAAGCUGGCCCCAGCAAGACCAAGAGAAAAGCAGCUACAGCUGAGGCAAGCAAUGGAGACAUUCCGACCGUAACGCAACGCAAAAGGACCAAAGCACCGGUCGACGAAGAAGAGGAACCUGAAGCGGUCCCAACCAAAGAAAAGAAAGCGAAAGUUGCUGCCGCACCAAAAAUGAACAAAUGUGCCACCGACUACGGUACCAUCAACUUUGCACUGGACGAAACCAAACCAUGGAACUAUAAAAUCUCCAGUUGGAACGUAGCCGGACUACGUGGCUGGAUCGGCAAAGGUGGGCUUGAGUUUAUCGAACACGAACAACCAGAUAUAUUGUGCGUGCAGGAAACAAAGUGUACCGAGGAUCAGCUUCCGGACGAAGCACGUCACAUCAAGGGCUACCAUCCCUACUGGCUGUGCAAACCGGGUGGAUACGCUGGCGUUGCAAUCUAUUCGAAAAAGAUGCCCAUCCACGUGGUGUACGGGUUGGGUGAUGAGGAACAGGAUCAGGACGGUCGACUCCUAACGGCAGAGUACGAAAAGUUUUACCUCGUUUGCGUGUACGUACCGAAUGCGGGGAAAAAGUUGGUCACACUGCCGAAGCGGAUGAGAUGGGAUGAAAAGUUUCACAAGUAUUUGCGCGAGCUGGACGCUAAAAAGCCGGUUAUACUUUGUGGCGAUAUGAACGUGGCGCACGAAGAGAUUGAUUUGGCCAACCCUAAGACCAAUCGCAAAAAUGCGGGCUUCACACAGGAGGAACGUGAUGGGAUGAGUCAUCUGUUGUCGCUUGGGUUUGUCGACACAUUCCGGAAGCUGUACCCCGACCGGAAGGAUGCGUACACGUUCUGGACCUAUAUGGGAGGAGCGCGGGCGAAGAAUGUCGGAUGGCGGCUGGACUAUUUCAUCACAUCCGAGCGGUUGGCGGAUAAGGUGACGGAUAAUGUAAUCCGGACGCAGGUGUACGGUAGUGACCAUUGUCCCGUGACGUUGUUUUUAAACAUUUGA
This is a messenger RNA of Anopheles maculipalpis, 1989 nucleotides long. RefSeq names its product recombination repair protein 1 (gene Rrp1). Gene Ontology annotation, cellular component: nucleus. The record is from RefSeq and is a predicted model, not a curated record. The transcript has 5 exons. Bases 1 to 1989 code for a protein of 662 amino acids. Gene Ontology annotation, molecular function: DNA-(apurinic or apyrimidinic site) endonuclease activity; phosphoric diester hydrolase activity; DNA binding. Gene Ontology annotation, biological process: base-excision repair. Lineage: Eukaryota; Metazoa; Arthropoda; Insecta; Diptera; Culicidae.